Molecule: messenger RNA, 2796 nt
Organism: Acanthochromis polyacanthus (spiny chromis)
Lineage: Eukaryota; Metazoa; Chordata; Actinopteri; Pomacentridae
Exons: 4
Coding region: 180-929 (249 amino acids)
Source: RefSeq, a predicted model, not a curated record
UCGAGCAUUGUGCCACUGUCUGUUUCUUUCUCCUGGGGCUAAAACCGUGCUCUCUGCAUAUGAACAAACAGUACAACAGCUCCUCUCUUCAACUAUGAGGAUUUAAACUUGUGUCUGUUAAAAGACCUCCAUGAAAUUCAAGGUAAGCGCGUAAAUUAUUUAACCAUUAACAAAUCACAAUGGCUCCAUGUGGUUUGCUAUAUCCACUGUCCUUAGUCUCCUUUGAAAGAAAAAUGCAAUUCACUGCGAGUCAAGAGCUCUCCUUUACAAGAAGCACAUUUUUCAAGCUAGCAGAGACUGAGAGCCAAAGUAAUGUGUGGAGCAUCAAGCCUCCAGAUUUCUCUCUGAAACUGUAUAGAUGCAUGUCUGGUUCUCAAAAGAAAGAAGGAAAGACGAAGACAAAACUAACUGUACCUCAGUGUGGUGAAACAAAGAGGAGAACUGGAAUUUUCCUACCAAAUGUUGUGCAUGUGAAUCCCGAGAGGAAAGACCCUCCGAAGUUCAUCACAUCGUACAGAGCACUGGAUGCUCUGGAGUCUGAACUGAUGUUUGUAAAGACGGGGAAAUAUAAUUCUGGACCUUACAAAAACCCUAAACCUCACAACUUCAGACCAGUUGAUGAGGACCUUCCAGAUAUAAUAACUGCAUAUGAGAGAGACCCUGGCAGCCUGCAUUUAAAAUUAGCAAGCUUGGACACAUUGUGGCCCACCAGAUCUGAGACAGACUUUAAUUGCAGAGCUACCAAGACACAAAUGAACACCUAUAAACCUCCAGAGCCUAAAUGGGAUCCAGAGCUCAUCCUCCCCCCGCUGCCUUGGCCUCCAAAAUCAGCUUCCUUUACGAGACACCGACGAAGAAGAGGAGCAUACAGUGCGUUCUUGGACCGUGUGGAAGAGAAACUCUGUAGACAGUGGGAAAAUAAAUCAUGACUCUUCUUUUCCUCUUAAUCUUUUUAGAGUAAUAAUUAAGUGAUCAACUUCACUGUAUGUUAUAAAUUGCUAAAUUGGUCUAUUCAUCAUUCAAGUUUUAUUGUUUUUUCUUAACUUAGUUAUAGGCAACCAUCUUUUUUUUCUGUAUUUUUUUUUCCAGUUUGUACCAUCAAGCCUCUGGACAAAACUGUAAAUGAAUACCAGUUUAUUAAAAUUUGUAAAUGUUUACGCCACUAGUACUGCAGGUAAAAGUAGGGCUGUGCAGAUUCAAGUACUGUUGACUAAGUACUCACAAUAUUGUCUUCCUUCUCCAGUACCACCCAGUACUACUUCACAUUAACCUCACACUGGUUGAGAGGUACAUUUCAGUGAUGAUGACAAGCUCUGCACUGCUAAAUAGUGCUCCAUAGUAGCUACUUCUGGCAAACUUUGUUGCAUAGAAAAAGUUAUGUGACACAGCUGUAUCACUUCUACAGCCUGAAUUAGCAUGAAACUCUCAAAAUGUCUUUUUCUUAGAUAAAAAGUGAACAUAAACUUGUGUCAAGUUUGGGGGGGGGGAAAUUUGAUUCCCAUGAAGCAUCUGAUUUCUGACCUUAAAAUUCCACUGUAUGACCCUCAAAUGGCAGGCAAAAGCUAAAAGGCAUCUAAUGUGGCAAAUUGAUUUGAAUUAUGGAGUCAUUUUGAAUCUUUCUAAGCCCAGUAGGAGAUUUCCAGCCCUCACGAUAUUACAGAAGCUGUCUUACCCAGAGUACAUCACCUUGUGAAAAAGGACAUUAACAGGCUAAUGCAGUGGAAUUUGUUCUACGGCUUCAUCACUGGCUGAUAAUUGACUGAGGAUUCGGGUCUCAUCACUUUCACUGCAGUGGUUUGAUGUGGAUUUAAGUCUGACAUGUUGUAUUAGAGCCAUUGUACUAUUAUGUGAAAACAAAUUUUAAUCAUAAAAACACUGCAUUGUUAUUAGGUGGCAAAAUGUACAGUAAGUAGUUGUACUUGGGCGGAGAAAGCAGCUAUAAGCACAUAAGUAAUCUAAAAGUGAAUAAACAGAACUAGCAUGUUUAGAGAUUCUUCCGGCCUGGUAUAGCUAAGGACAUGGAGGGUUUGUAGUGUCAUGAAGCCCACUGGUCCACUGACAGCUGCUCAUUCAUCGAACCAGGAAUUAAGCCUGCACAUGUUCGAAGCAUAUCUGACAUAGCUGCACAUACGCCCUGAAUGAGUCAUCUGUGACGCUGUCCAUAACUCACAGACCAAAUAUAAAAUGAAAGAAAUGUCAAUCACCGCAUUAAACCACAUAAGCUGCAGGCUGCCAUGUGGUUUCCUCAUUUAAAUCCCUUGUUAUUCUUUCGAGUACGGAACAACGUAAUAAAAAAAUAUAACAUCUUGUGGGAAAAGCAAUGCUAAUGGGGUUUUUAUGCAACAGUGUCAUCAUUCAUUGCAGUACUGUGCAAAAGUUUACAGCAAAUUGAAAAAGUUGGAUUGGGAAUACAGAAUUAGCAGCUAAUGCCACAACAACAACUAUUUAAAAAACAUCCUUGAAACACAACAAGGAUGUUUCCUCCUUCACAAUAGACCUCUGGGGGGGGUGACUCUAUGCAACAGCAAGCAAGAUCAGUCUGGAUACUGUAAAGGCAGCGAGUUGACUUUAAUUGACAAAACUUAUACAUUUUCACGUUAUUUAUGACCAUUUAGAAAACAAAAACAUGUAUUAUUCUUGAGUAAAUGGAGUGACGCUAUGCAAGAAAAACCCUGACAACAAAACGUGAAAAAUAUGCCACUCUACAGACUGACUGAAUGAUUAAUACGUAAAAAAUGUGUCAUGAAUUGGACAUUAUUUUAAAGGUGAAUGAAUAGAAAAUGCUGUAAACUGUCA